AUGCCCCGACGAAGGCCUAGGGAAGCUGUCAAGCGAUCAAAGACUUUCACAGGCUGCUGGACUUGCCGAUCCCGAGGAGUUAAAUGCGGUGAGGAGAAACCGGUCUGUGCCAGAUGCAGUAAAGGGUCCUUCCAUUGUGAGGGCUAUGGAGUUAAGCUCGUUUGGCCAGAUGAAUACAGCAAUAAUCCCUCGGGCGCCCAGAGGCGCUUGUUCACCCAAUUGCAGAAGACCAGUGGACCCACCCUCAGUGAGCUAGAACUUGAUAUCUCUCUCUCGACGUUGGAUGCAGCGAUUGUCGUCGAUCAAGAGCAAGAUGGCCUUUUCUCGGUUUUUAGGCUGCCAUCCUCCGAAGCAGAUGAUUUUCAGGAGAUCUCAAUAUCACGCAGUGAAACUUCACGAUAUUGUGUUGAUGGUGGGUUCUCCAAUCAGUCCGUCGUGGAAAAUGGGAGUUCGCUCUUUGCAGCCUCGUCUUCUAAAGACUCAUCGAUCUCAACCAUACUGGAGGAAUCAGGUGAAGAUGAUGUUGUGCACUAUAAUAAAGACGAAAACUUGGAUGUUCCGAUUUAUAGAUGCCGUUCUCCAUCCCGUUCGCAGCACAAUAUGGCAUUUCAUUGGGAACCCUGGGUGGAAGAUGCUAUGGAUCCUUUUGGGCCACUGGAAUAUUUCACACCUCUCAAUGACCCGGGACCCCGAGAAGAACGAGAGUUAAUGCAUUACUGGGUGACGCAUCUGAGCGAUCUUAUGAUAUCAGCGGGCUUGGCAGACAAUCCUUACCGUACCGUCUGGAUUCCCAUGGCUCUGGAAUCCACGGCAGGCAAAGAUAUCUUGCUUGAGAACUCCGCUCUUCUUCAUGCAAUCUAUGCGUUGUCGGCCUUCAACAAAUUCCAGCGCGUAGGCUCCAGUAGCCUGCCUUACUCCAUCAGCGCCAUCAAACACUAUCAAUUGAGUCUCGAGUAUCUCCGACAGGCAUCAAUGCAGCAACGCGAAGCGCAGCUGGAAGUUGUGCUGGCUACCAUCAGUGCUCUAUCACUCAUGGAGGUUAUCAAUGGCAACUUCUCAUUCUGGCGCAAACAUCUAAAAGGUGGCCGUGCAUGGCUUCGGUCCAUUGAGCGAGGGAAAUGGACUCGUUUGCAAAAGUCGGCGACUUAUCAAUUCUUCCUGUGUGCUGAAGCUAUUGGAUCCUUCCUUCCAAGGGCUGCCGAGAAUGCGCCCUUGGAAAAUAUCUAUGCAUGUGCCGUUGGCGACUCAGACUACGUCCAUGAUUCAACCUUUGGUGUUACGAACAUUUCUCUAGACGUAGACUACGUUCUUGAUCGAUACUUCGGUAUUACGAAACCAAUUUUGGAGGCCAUCACACAUAUUAAUCAUAUUCUCGCAUCUCCCUACCGUCCCUCUAAGACCGAACUGGAAGGACUUGAGAUUAAAAUUCUGCUCAACAGACCGAUAUCUAUAUCGAACAGACGAGCAAACUUUGAUCCCGAAAGCCAGGCACUUGUGGAUUACAAAAUGAUGUUCUAUUAUGCCUGCCAUAUUCAUUUCAAACACAACCUACUGCAUACCACUUCGGAGGACCUCCAAGGGAUAGUACGUCACUCUCUCUUACAUUUACAAAACAUCGAAAUCCACGAAACAACCUAUGGGUGCUGUGGGAUUUUAUGGCCAAUCUUUUUGAUCGCCUGCGAAUCUGACGAACGCAAGUCGCGCAACGCAUUCCUUAGAUGGUUUUCCACGAAGGCGAGAUUGGGCAUUGGAAGUCUGGCCUUGGCUUUGGCUGUAGUUAUUGAAGUUUGGCGCAGGAGGGAUGCCGCAAGGUCCCGUGAUCAUGGCAGCUGCUUUGUGAGCUGGGAGAAAGUUAUGGCAGAAAUGGGAUUGGAUUUGUUUAUUAUUUAG
This is a messenger RNA of Penicillium soppii, 1890 nucleotides long. RefSeq names its product Zn(II)2Cys6 transcription factor. Bases 1 to 1890 code for a protein of 629 amino acids. The transcript has a single exon. Gene Ontology annotation, cellular component: nucleus. Lineage: Eukaryota; Fungi; Ascomycota; Eurotiomycetes; Eurotiales; Aspergillaceae. Gene Ontology annotation, biological process: positive regulation of transcription by RNA polymerase II. The record is from RefSeq and is a predicted model, not a curated record. Gene Ontology annotation, molecular function: zinc ion binding; DNA-binding transcription factor activity, RNA polymerase II-specific; transcription cis-regulatory region binding.